This is a messenger RNA of Oryza brachyantha (malo sina), 2014 nucleotides long. RefSeq names its product sulfhydryl oxidase 1. The record is from RefSeq and is a predicted model, not a curated record. Gene Ontology annotation, biological process: protein folding. Gene Ontology annotation, cellular component: Golgi membrane. The transcript is spliced from 12 exons. NCBI's taxonomy places the organism in Eukaryota, Viridiplantae, Streptophyta, Magnoliopsida, Poales, Poaceae. Bases 81 to 1634 code for a protein of 517 amino acids. Gene Ontology annotation, molecular function: flavin-dependent sulfhydryl oxidase activity; protein disulfide isomerase activity.
CGGCGAGGAGGAGGGGCAGGUGUCCGAAGCGGAUCACGCCGGCGAGGGGCGGGGAGGGAGAGAUCCGGCGGCCCCGAUCCAUGGCUGCCGCGGCGGCGGCGGCGGCGGUGGCGCGCGGCGUUGUUCUGGUGCUCGUCCUCGUCGCCGCGGCUCCGCGCGGGGCGGCCGCGCGUUCGCUCGGGGUCGGGGAAGGCGCCGGGGAGGUCGAGGCCGACGCCGCCGUCGACCUCAACGCCACCAACUUCGACGCCUUCCUCAAGGCCUCGCCGGAGCCGUGGGCCGUCGUCGAGUUCUUCGCCCACUGGUGUCCAGCUUGCAGAAACUACAAGCCCCAUUAUGAGAAGGUUGCAAAACUAUUCAAUGGACGGGAUGCUGCACAUCCAGGGAUUAUACUGAUGGCAAGGGUUGAUUGUGCAUCAAAGGUGAACAUCGAUCUUUGCAAUAGAUUCUCAGUUGACCAUUACCCUUUCCUACUUUGGGGUCCACCAACAAAAUUUGCUUCUGCUAAGUGGGAUUCUAAGCAAGAGAAUAGCGAGAUAAAAUUAAUUGAUGAUGGAAGAACAGCAGAGCGUUUACUUAAGUGGAUAAAUAAUCAGAUGAAAAGUUCUUUCAGUUUGGAAGACAAAAAAUACGAGAACGAAAAUAUGCUUCCGAAGAAUGCUUCAGAUCCUGAACAGAUUGUUCAAGCUAUUUAUGAUGUUGAGGAAGCAACAUCACACGCGUUACAAAUAAUUUUGGAGCACAAGAUGAUCAAACCAAAGAAUCGUGAUGCACUCAUCAGAUUUUUACAAAUUUUGGUGGCACAUCACCCAUCCAAGAGGUGUCGAAGGGGAUCUGCUGAGCUACUUAUUAACUUCGAUGAUCACUGGCCAUCAAAUCUGUCAUUAAGUUCACAAGAGGGUUCUAGAUUGUUGGAAAGUGUCGCAGAAGAGAAUCACUGGAUCUGUGGAAAAGAAGUGCCACGUGGAUACUGGCUGUUCUGCCGUGGCAGUAAAAGUGAAACGAGAGGAUUUAGCUGUGGCCUGUGGGUUUUGAUGCAUUCACUAACCGUCCGAAUCGGGGAUGGAGAGAGCCAGUCAACCUUUACAUCAAUAUGUGAUUUCAUUCACAACUUCUUCAUCUGUGAGGAAUGCCGCAAGCACUUUUAUGAGAUGUGUUCAAGUGUGUCAGCCCCCUUCAAAUCUGCCCGUGAGCUCAGUCUCUGGCUAUGGAGCACACAUAACAAAGUGAAUGUGAGAUUGAUGAAAGAAGAAAAGGAUUUAGGAACUGGUGAUCCAUCAUUUCCGAAGGUUACCUGGCCUCCAAAUCAGCUCUGCCCAUCUUGCUACCGUUCAAGCAAGAUUACUGAUGGAGCUGUGGACUGGAACGAGGAUGAAGUAUAUCAAUUCUUGGUUAACUACUAUGGGAAGAAGUUUGUAUCAUCCUACAAGGAGACCUACAUGGAGUCUCUUCAACAAGAGAAGAAGAUAGUUUCGGAGGAUUCAUCGACAUCUAAUGCUGCAAGCGUCCCAAUUGGAGCUGCUCUGGGUGUUGCAAUUGCCAGCUGUACAUUUGGGGCGCUGGCUUGCUUCUGGAGGGCCCAGCAGAAGAACAGAAAGUACUCACACCAUUUACGCUCUUUAAAGAAAAUAUGAUUAAAAAACAUUUUAGGCAAAGAAAGAACUGGAACUGAAAAUUAGCCUACCAAUUGCUCACCCUGCACUUCAUCAGAGGGGCUCAUCCAUGAGUGUAUUUUUCUGGACGGAUUAAAAUCUCGGUAAGUGCUCCAAAGGGUGUGGAAAAUCAAAUGGUCGGGCUGUCAGUUACGGAUGUAAAACUCACAUAAGUACGAUGAUUAACUCUUAAGUGAUUUUUUUUGUGCAACGAUGUGAACUUUGUUGCAUCAUAUCAUAGGUUCAACGUGUAGAUGUGUAAUGUUUUGACAUAGAUGUCGGACGGUUGGUAUACGAUGGGAUGUUAUUGUCCAUGUAACGGGUGAAAUUUUGAAUUCACUUCACAGCUGUCAGCAACCAGA